This is a messenger RNA of Triticum aestivum (bread wheat), 3827 nucleotides long. Its product is annotated as disease resistance protein RGA5. Lineage: Eukaryota; Viridiplantae; Streptophyta; Magnoliopsida; Poales; Poaceae. The record is from RefSeq and is a predicted model, not a curated record. Gene Ontology annotation, molecular function: ADP binding. The transcript is spliced from 6 exons. Gene Ontology annotation, biological process: defense response to other organism. The coding region runs from base 715 to 3459 and encodes 914 amino acids.
UCGUGGUGGCCACCGCGGGCUUGCCUUGGUGGCCUGCGGUGGGGGUCCGGCCCGCGCGUCGCCGGGCGCGGCUUCCGCUGUCAUCACCGACCGGCAGGUCGCCGUCGCCCGAGUCGUCGGCGCGUAGCUGGGGGGCGGCUUCGUCUGGCGCAAAUAUCUCCGACGACGAGUGGCCCUGGAUUUCUUGAUUCUUGGCGGUUCCAUUUGGUGGCCAUUCGAGCCCGCGCUGUCAAUGGCACCCGUCGCCGUCGCGCUUCACUAUCCUUGGCACUCUCCUUCCGGCGAUUGGCCGCCUGGGGUUUCCCGGUUGCUUCGUGCCUUCUUGUAGCCCGUGCCGUCGCCGCCAAGCGCUUAUCGCCGUCGGCAGGACUGCCCGCGCGUACAUAUCCACUGGGCUGUGGCUUCUUUUGCAGUUCGUGAGGUAUUUCCAGCUUGGCUCCACAGUUACAUUCCCCUCCCCUCCUACUCCAAGUCCGGCGAAUUUUGCCGGCUCUCCGGGCCUGCCGGUUGCCACAGAGUCGGUGCAGUGGAUGCCAUUAGCGUCUUCUUUGUUCCACAGUGCAGUUGAGCAAUUGUUCAGACUUCAGACUUCAGAGUUCAGACCAAGCAAAUUGGCUUCAGACUUCAGUUCGUGAGGUGCUCUUUGCUGCGCUGUGGUGACCCGUCAGCAGUUGAGCAAUUGUUUCAGACUGAGCAAUUUGAAAUCGAGGCCCGAUGGAGGUGGUGACCGGAGCUAUGACCACCCUCCUGCCCACGCUCGCAGGCCUGCUCAAGGAGGAGUAUGACCUGCACAAGAACACCAGGGGUGAGAUCAGGUUCCUCAAAGCCGAGCUGGAGAGCAUGGAGACAGCCCUGCUCAAGAUUUCUGAGGCACCUUUGGAUCAGCAACCUGACGUCCAGGUCAAACUCUGGGCGAAGGAAGUCAGGGAGCUAUCUUAUGAAAUCGAGGACAGUGUCGAUAAAUUCCUGGUGCGUCUUGAUAGACGUGCACAAAAAAAUCCGCAUAGCUUCAUGGGCUUCAUCCAUAAGAGCAUCGAUCUGAUGACGAAGGCUAAAAUCCGCCACAAGAUGGGCACUGAGAUCAAAGACAUCAGGAGCCGUAUCAAGGAGGUCAGCGAGCGACGCGAUAGGUACAAGGUUGACAGUGUAGCUUCCAAGCCUGCUGCCGGGUCAACUAUUGAGAGCCUUCGCCUAUCAGCUCUAUACAAAGAGGCAACGGAGCUCAUUGGCACUGAAGAUAAGGAAAAUGACCUAGUUAAGAGGCUGACAGAGGGGGAUGCGGCAUCCAAGCAGCAACUGAAGAUAGUCUCUGUUGUCGGUUUUGGUGGCUUAGGAAAAACAACCCUCGCUAAUGUGGUGUAUCAGAAGCUUAAGUCGCAAUUCGACUGUGAGGCCUUUGUUUCCUUGUCUCUUAAUCCUAACAUGAAGAAUAUUUUAAGAGACAUGCUCCAUCAGCUUGAGAAGCACAACUAUAGUGGCAUGAGCAAACAGAUGUGGGGUGAAGCACAACUUGUGCGUGAGCUAAGAGAUUUUCUUCUAAACAAGAGGUACCUCAUUGUGAUUGAUGACAUAUGGAAGAGUUCUGCAUGGAAAACCAUCAAACAUGCUUUGAUUGAGAACAAAUGUGGAAGUAGAAUAAUCACAACAACUCGCAAUCUUGAUAUUGCCAAACAAAUUGGUGGUGUUUAUGUCCUAAAGCCACUUACUCUUGCACACUCAAGAAAAUUAUUCUGCAAAAGAAUAUUUGGUACUGAAGACAAAUGUCCUCCUAAUCAAUUAGCUGAAGUAUCACAUAACAUUAUAAAGAGAUGUGGUGGAGUACCAUUAGCUAUCAUGACGAUAGCUAGUAUGUUAGCCAGUAAAAAAGGAAAUGAUUGGUCCAAGGUGUACCAAGCUAUGGGUUCUGGGCUACAAGAUAGUCCUGAUGUGAAGGACAUGAGAAGGAUUUUAUCAGUCAGUUACUAUGAUCUACCUCCACAUCUAAAGACAUGUUUAUUGUCUAUAAGUUUUUACCCAGAGGAUUAUAAGAUUUUAGCUAGAGAUUUGAUAUGGCGGUGGAUUGGCGAAGGUUUUGUUCGGGAAGAACAUGGGAAGAGCUUGUAUGAAAUAGGAGAAGAUUAUUUCAGUGAGCUCAUUAACAAAAGCUUGAUCCAACCGGCGGAUAUCACUAAUGAUAAAGCGAGUGCUUGCCGUGUACAUGAUAUGGUGCUUGAUCUCAUCACUUCCUUGUCAAGGGAAGAGAAUUUCCUAACAUAUAUAGGUGGUCAGCAACCAGUAUCUGCACCAAGUAAGGUAUGUCGAUUAUCAGUCCAAAGCCUAAAUGAAGGCAAUGUCAAGCAGAUGGCAACCAUGAGUGUCUCCCAUUUGCGGUCACUCAGUGUGUUUGAGCAAGAUAUUAGUUUGUUACCAGCACUUUCAAGCUUUUCACUCAUGCGUGCAUUAGACUUAAGUUAUUGUUCAACUGUGGAUAAUCGUCAUGCUAAGGUUAUUUGCAAUAUGUUUCACUUGAGGCAUUUAUGGCUAUGCAAGACAAAUAUCACUCAGAUCCCGGACGAGAUUGGGAAUCUACAGUUCUUGCAAGUAUUGGACGUAAGUGAGACGAAAAUACAAGUGUUACCAGCACCAUUUGUUCAGCUAACACAACUAGUGUACCUUCAUAUUGGCAUAAGUACGAGCCUGCCAGAAGGAAUGGGGAAUUUGAAAUCCCUGCAAGAAUUGAAGGAUAUCUAUGUCACAUCCCCAUCCAUGCUGCAUGGUCUGAGCAAGCUGACGGAAUUGAGGAAUCUUUGUAUCAGGGUUUAUGAAUGGAACGAUGACUAUAAGGAACUUUUCCGGCGGUGUCUCUCCAACCUGGUCAAUCUCAAAACAAUUAAAAUAACCGGUGUCCACCGAAGCAUAGAUUACGGAGUUGACAAUUUGUCGUCUGAGCUACAACAGCUUCAAUGCAUCCAUCUGACUGAUAGCAUAAACUUCAAUAUGCCAAGAUGGAUAUCCUCACUCUCCAACCUUUCUACCCUUCUAAUCCAGCAUCUGGAAACACUCAGAGAAGAGGACCUUCAAGUGCUUGGCAACAUGCCAUCACUCCGCGAUCUUGAUAUAUGGGUGGUAAAAACAACAUAUCGCAGACAAAGGAUGGUGAUCAACAGCAGUUAUCCAUUCCAAUGUCUCGCAAGGCUCAAGAUCGGCAGUAGCAUCAUGGAGCUGAAGUUCGCACAAGGAGCCAUGCAGAGGCUAGAGACCCUUGAGGUUAUUUUAUCAGUGCAGCGGACAUGGGAUCAAUUCGGUGAUUUGGACUUUGGCCUGGAGAACCUUUCUUCGCUUAAACAGGUCUAUGUUGGGAGGUGGUAUGAUGUGUCGUGGUCCAAGCCAGAGCCGGAAGAGGCAGGGGAUGCAAUUUGGCAAGCCGUACACGUGAAUCCCAACAAGCCGACGCUCGAGUUUGUCAUGUUCAAGUUGUGAUGAUGAGUCAGAAAAUCAUUCUGGAAAAUCAUCCUCGUUAAUCUGCAGCGAUGUCUCCUGGUGAUUCUUCAGGAGCUACAGUUAUGACAUCAAAUAAAUGAUCUGUUGUGCAGAGGAUUCCUGCAAACUUCUUAUGCGAUCUGUAUCAUUAUAUUCACAGUUUCAUGCCAUGUAUCCAUUAUAUCCCUGGAUCAUAUUUUCCGUGAUGGUGUCCAUGACAGGAUGAAUGAACUGAGACCACAUCUUGUUUCUCUUCCUGAGGUUUGUUCUGAAUAUACAGGGGAGUAUUCACUUGCAAUCACGAGUCUUAAAUCUGCAAACAAUAUGAUGAACUGCUCGGAUCUAAUGCAGAAGCUAUUUUCUUCCAU